Oncorhynchus tshawytscha (Chinook salmon) is the source of this 900-nucleotide messenger RNA. RefSeq names its product pollen-specific leucine-rich repeat extensin-like protein 1. Lineage: Eukaryota; Metazoa; Chordata; Actinopteri; Salmoniformes; Salmonidae. The transcript has a single exon. The record is from RefSeq and is a predicted model, not a curated record. The coding region runs from base 1 to 900 and encodes 299 amino acids.
AUGACUAUUACUGAACUGAAUACAACACCCCUCAACCAGCCCUCACCAACUAUCUACAAUAUCCUUGCCUCAACCUCAGCCCCACAAACCUGGACCCAGACUGGCCCACGAACCUGGACCCAGACCGGCCCACGAACCUGGACCCAGACCGGCCCACGAACCUGGACCCAGACCGGCCCACGAACCUGGACCCAGACCGGCCCACGAACCUGGACCCAGACCGGCCCAGAAACCUGGACCCAGACCGGCCCAGAAACCUGGACCCAGACCUGGACCCAGACCCCCAGAAACCUGGACCCAGACCGGCCCAGAACCUGGACCCAGACCGGCCCAGAACCUGGACCCAGACCGGCCCACGAACCUGGACCCAGACCGGCCCACGAACCUGGACCCAGACCGGCCCACGAACCUGGACCCAGACCGGCCCACGAACCUGGACCCAGACCGGCCCUGGACGAACCUGGACCCAGACCGGCCCACGAACCUGGACCCAGACCGGCCCACGAACCUGGACCCAGACCGGCCCACGAACCUGGACCCAGACCGGCCCACAAACCUGGACCCAGACCGGCCCACAAACCUGGACCCAGACCGGCCCACAAACCUGGACCCAGACCGGCCCACAACCUGGACCCAGACCGGCCCACAAACCUGGACCCAGACUGGUCCCCCCCCCCAAACCUGGACCCAGACUGGUGUCCCCCAAACCUGGACCCAGACUGGUGUCCCCCAAACCUGGACCCCCGCCCCCAUCAUUCACAAAAUGGCUGCAAGAAAAACCCAGAUGAAAAUAAUCCCAGAGCCCUCAUCACUCGAGGUUGUGGUGCCACGGACACCUUGUUCCAACCUCGUGUUCUUUAUUGGUUUAUUACUGAGAUCUUCUGUUUAAAACGGUUGUAA